UAAAGAAGAAAGCUCAACACUGGUCGUCAGUUCUUCUACGACUCUCAAUCCUCGCAGCACUCGAAAACCAUGCAGGUUGUCAUUCUCGUCGUUUUGGUCGCUGUGGCAUUGGCCGCUGAUGUCUACCCUCCCAAGGCUUACCCGACUCCGGCAUACAGCAAGGAAUAUGAUUACCCCCCGCAGCCGUACAGUUUCGGCUGGGAAGUCAACGAUGCUCCAUCCUACAACAACUACGCCCACUCGGAGAGCAGCGAUGGCAAGUUGACCACCGGAUCUUAUCGUGUCGCCCUACCCGACGGCCGCACUCAGAUCGUCAACUACAAGGCCGACAGCUACGGAUACGUCGCCGAUGUCAAGUACGAGGGGGUAGCCAAAUACCCGGAGUAUAAGCCUUCCGGCGCUUAUUAUCCAGCAGCAGCUCCGGCUUACAACGGCCCUGUUUACAAAGCCCCAGUGUAUUAGAAUAAAUGAAAUUCUAUGUUAUCGAAUUAUUUUGUGUUGGUAUGAUAACCAAAUGGGAAUAAGGCGGCACAGAGUUUAUUUAUAAUAAACGAAACAUUUUAAACAAA
Molecule: messenger RNA, 569 nt
Organism: Daphnia pulicaria
Lineage: Eukaryota; Metazoa; Arthropoda; Branchiopoda; Diplostraca; Daphniidae
Product: pro-resilin-like
Exons: 3
Coding region: 70-462 (130 amino acids)
Cellular component (GO): extracellular matrix
Source: RefSeq, a predicted model, not a curated record